GCAGCGCGGUCAGAUGACCCGCCCAACCGGCUUCUGCCUAUAAAAGGUCGGGUGUUGACGUCAACGUUCUCUUCCGCCGUCGUCGCCGCCAUCCUUGGCGCGACUCGCCCCGCUCGGAUCUGCCUGGGAGAAUCCACCGCCAUCCGCCACCAUGGUGAACUUCACAGUAGAUCAGAUCCGGGCCAUCAUGGACAAGAAGGCCAACAUCCGAAACAUGUCCGUCAUCGCCCACGUGGACCACGGCAAGUCCACGCUGACGGACUCGCUGGUGUGCAAGGCUGGUAUCAUCGCCUCCGCCCGCGCCGGGGAGACCCGCUUCACCGACACCCGGAAGGACGAGCAGGAGCGAUGCAUCACCAUUAAGUCAACGGCUAUCUCCCUUUUCUAUGAGCUUUCGGAGAACGACUUGAACUUUAUCAAGCAGAGCAAGGAUGGCUCCGGCUUUCUCAUCAACCUCAUCGACUCACCUGGGCACGUAGACUUCUCCUCGGAGGUGACCGCCGCCCUCCGUGUCACCGACGGUGCCUUGGUGGUGGUGGACUGUGUGUCUGGUGUGUGUGUGCAGACGGAGACGGUGCUGCGGCAGGCCAUUGCCGAGCGCAUCAAGCCGGUGCUGAUGAUGAACAAGAUGGACCGCGCCCUGCUCGAGCUGCAGCUGGAGCCUGAGGAGCUCUACCAGACCUUCCAGCGCAUCGUGGAGAACGUCAACGUCAUCAUUUCCACCUAUGGGGAGGGCGAGAGUGGCCCCAUGGGCAACAUCAUGAUCGACCCUGUACUUGGGACUGUGGGCUUUGGGUCGGGACUCCACGGUUGGGCCUUCACCCUGAAGCAGUUUGCAGAGAUGUACGUGGCCAAGUUUGCCGCCAAGGGCGAGGGCCAGCUGGGGCCUGCUGAGCGGGCCAAGAAAGUGGAGGACAUGAUGAAGAAGCUGUGGGGUGACCGGUAUUUUGAUCCAGCCAACGGCAAGUUCAGCAAGUCCGCCACCAGUCCUGAUGGCAAGAAGCUGCCACGGACGUUCUGCCAGCUCAUCUUGGACCCUAUCUUUAAGGUAUUCGUUGCGAUCAUGAAUUUCAAGAAGGAGGAGACUGCCAAGCUGAUUGAAAAGCUGGACAUCAAGUUGGACAGUGAAGACAAAGACAAAGAAGGCAAACCACUUUUGAAGGCUGUGAUGCGCCGCUGGCUACCUGCUGGGGACGCCCUGCUGCAGAUGAUCACCAUCCACCUGCCUUCCCCCGUGACGGCCCAGAAGUACCGCUGCGAGCUCCUGUACGAGGGGCCCCCGGACGACGAGGCAGCCAUGGGCAUCAAAAGCUGUGACCCCAAAGGCCCCCUGAUGAUGUACAUUUCCAAGAUGGUGCCGACCUCCGACAAAGGUCGAUUCUAUGCCUUCGGCCGCGUAUUCUCGGGGCUGGUGUCCACGGGCCUAAAGGUCAGGAUCAUGGGACCCAACUACACACCUGGGAAGAAGGAGGACCUGUACCUGAAGCCCAUCCAGAGAACAAUCCUGAUGAUGGGCCGUUACGUGGAGCCCAUCGAAGAUGUGCCUUGUGGGAACAUUGUGGGCCUGGUGGGCGUGGACCAGUUCCUGGUGAAGACUGGCACCAUCACCACCUUCGAGCAUGCCCACAACAUGCGGGUGAUGAAGUUCAGCGUGAGCCCUGUUGUCCGGGUCGCCGUGGAGGCCAAGAAUCCGGCCGACCUGCCCAAGCUAGUGGAGGGCUUGAAACGCCUGGCCAAGUCGGACCCCAUGGUGCAGUGCAUCAUCGAGGAGUCAGGGGAGCACAUCAUCGCGGGGGCUGGCGAGCUGCACCUAGAGAUCUGUCUGAAGGACUUGGAGGAGGACCACGCGUGUAUUCCCAUCAAGAAAUCCGACCCUGUGGUGUCCUAUCGGGAGACGGUCAGUGAGGAGUCGAACGUGCUCUGCCUGUCCAAGUCCCCGAACAAGCACAACCGGCUGUACAUGAAGGCGCGGCCUUUCCCCGACGGCCUGGCCGAGGACAUUGACAAGGGCGAGGUGUCCGCCCGCCAGGAGCUCAAGCAGCGGGCCCGCUAUCUGGCCGAGAAGUACGAGUGGGACGUGGCAGAGGCCCGCAAGAUCUGGUGCUUUGGGCCCGACGGCACCGGCCCCAACGUCCUCACCGACAUCACCAAGGGUGUGCAGUACCUCAACGAGAUCAAGGACAGCGUGGUAGCUGGCUUCCAGUGGGCCACCAAAGAGGGAGCCCUGUGCGAGGAGAACAUGCGGGGCGUGCGCUUCGACGUCCACGAUGUGACCUUGCACGCGGACGCCAUCCACCGCGGCGGCGGCCAGAUCAUCCCCACUGCCCGGCGCUGUCUCUAUGCCAGCGUGUUGACCGCCCAGCCCCGUCUCAUGGAGCCGAUCUACCUUGUGGAGAUUCAGUGUCCGGAACAAGUGGUUGGUGGCAUCUAUGGUGUCCUGAACAGAAAGCGGGGUCACGUCUUCGAGGAGUCCCAGGUGGCCGGCACCCCCAUGUUUGUCGUGAAGGCCUACCUGCCUGUGAACGAGUCCUUCGGCUUCACUGCUGACCUGAGGUCCAACACCGGCGGCCAGGCCUUCCCCCAGUGCGUCUUCGACCACUGGCAGAUCCUGCCCGGGGAUCCCUUCGACAACACCAGCCGCCCCAGCCAGGUGGUAGCCGAAACACGCAAGCGCAAGGGCCUGAAGGAAGGCAUCCCAGCCCUGGACAACUUCCUGGACAAGUUGUAGGCCGCCCUCCCUGCAGCCCGCCCUCCCGGGUGGGACUCCGCACAGCCCCUGCACCCGGCUGACGAUCGACCACGUAAGCCCUCGCGUUCUUCAUGACACCUCGAGACUGUCCACAGUGACGCUCCGCCUGACGGGUUCUGGGGCCCACUCUGUGCCAUCACUCACCGUGAACACUCGAUGCCGUUUCUUUCGAUAUUUAUUUCAGGAUAUCAGAGGCAACAGAAAUGCCCUGGCAGCAGGGACUUACUUGGCCGGUGGGGGUGGGGGGGGGCGGGAUGGGACACUCAACAGUUUUUUUUUUUCCAUUUCAGAAGCUCAAAUGUCCAAACAAACAAACAAACAAACGCAUUAAGAGGUUUAUUUGGGUAAAUGGCCCGUAGUGGAUUUUCCCCCAGAAAGGGGGAAGGAACAAGCGGGUAGAUCUUUAUCUUUGGACAGAAGCUAGAAGGCAGGAAACUUUGUGCAGUGUCACCGUGAGCACCCCCAGCUGUAUUAGUGCCAUUGGAAUAAUAAAUUUGAUAUGGUGGUGACUGUG
This is a messenger RNA of Acinonyx jubatus (cheetah), 3263 nucleotides long. It is a transcript of the gene EEF2, whose product is annotated as eukaryotic translation elongation factor 2. Gene Ontology annotation, biological process: translational elongation. Lineage: Eukaryota; Metazoa; Chordata; Mammalia; Carnivora; Felidae. Gene Ontology annotation, cellular component: cytosol; ribonucleoprotein complex. The record is from RefSeq and is a predicted model, not a curated record. The coding region runs from base 152 to 2728 and encodes 858 amino acids. The transcript has 15 exons. Gene Ontology annotation, molecular function: GTPase activity; GTP binding; ribosome binding.